This is a messenger RNA of Clavispora lusitaniae ATCC 42720, 984 nucleotides long. RefSeq names its product tyrosine/serine/threonine protein phosphatase (gene CPP1). Lineage: Eukaryota; Fungi; Ascomycota; Pichiomycetes; Serinales; Metschnikowiaceae. Gene Ontology annotation, molecular function: MAP kinase tyrosine/serine/threonine phosphatase activity; MAP kinase tyrosine phosphatase activity; protein tyrosine/threonine phosphatase activity. Gene Ontology annotation, cellular component: cytosol; nucleus; cytoplasm. The record is from RefSeq and is a predicted model, not a curated record. Gene Ontology annotation, biological process: negative regulation of MAPK cascade; protein dephosphorylation.
AUGCCCCCUUCUGUCAUGGACACGCGUGGCUUCGGGGACGAGCCUGGGCUUAAACGGCCACCGCCGUUCUACGAUGCACUGCCACGCUCCGUCAACUACUCGCCCAAACAUCUGCGCCAGCCAUCGUCUCUUCUGAGCUCGCGUAACCUCAACAUGAAAAACUUGCAGCUCAAUCUCACGCCGCCAUCUCUGUCCGCAGCGCUGCCUCCUCGCCGCAAUCUCGCCGUCGCCAUCCCGCCUUCUCCGCACCAGCCCCUACUCCUGUCAAGCCCGCCUCACGGCUGGCCCGCGCCACCAGCCCUACAGAGCCCGUUCCGUUCACAUCCACUGCUGCAAAACGCCCUGAAAGCUGCUCUGCGUGACAGCUUGUGCGCGCUGGCUCGUGCUCUGCCCGCCAGUCUCCCAUAUACAUACGCCGAGCCCGAAGAACUCCAGGAACAGUCGACACUCAAUGCGUACCCUGACGGACCAGCCAACGUGCUCAGUCUGGUGUUAUAUCUCUACCUGGACCCACGCCACUCGCGCACGCCUAUCGAUAUUAACCAGUAUGACUUGGUGAUUAAUGUGGCCAGCGAAUGUGAUAACUUGGCGGCCCAAUUUGAUGCGUCUCAGGGCCGCCGCUACAUCUACGUCCCGUGGUCCCACAACCUGCCAAUUCUGCACGAGCUCCCCCAGCUCACACGCACAAUAGCUGACUUUGACCGUGCUGGCCGCAAGAUUCUCGUCCACUGCCAGUGCGGUGUGCUGCGGCUGGCGUGCGUCAUCGUGGCGUAUUUUAUGGUCAAGUUUGCUCUCCUGGUGAAUGAGGCUUAUGAACUCCUCAAAACCGGCACCGGAAACACGCGAGAACCUUGCAUUCGCCACGUUGCUGACGCCGGCUACACCGUGCAAGCAUGCGAACGCAUUUGCCCCAACAUGAAUCUCAUUUUUGAGCUCAUGGACUUUGGCGAGGCUCUCGCCAGCGCGUCGGGCGCGUCCUGUUGA